AAAUCAGUGAGUGAGUCAGUUGAUCGCCGUUCAUUGAGGAGGUAGCAGCGCAACAGUCGAAUGAAACAUUUCUGUUUCAUUCAUCGAAGCCAAGUGUACUUAGCGGUAAUUGUAAGUACUUAACUUACCCCAGUCGCAGCGGCAGCAGGAACGUCAAACGGCAGCAGGAUGAAUCAGCCCGUCAGUUGUUUACCAGUGACUGCCACGAAAAUGUCCAAGACGAAAAAAGUGCUCGAUGAUGCCCGUGAAAUCCAGAAUCGGGAGAUAGAUUUGGUGGAUAAAGGAAUCUCAACCUUCGAGGAACUGCCCGGAUUGCUUAAUAUGGGAUUUGUGACAAGGAUUACGCUGAGCCAUAACAAGCUGAAAACUGUUCCACCCGGCAUCGCUAAUUUGACCAAUCUAGAGAUUCUGAAUCUAUCCAAUAAUUUUUUGGAAGAGUUGCCCCUAUCGUUGUCGUCAAUGCCAAAGCUUCGGAUUCUCAAUUGCUCUAUCAAUCGCCUGAACACGCUACCCCGUGGCUUUGGCGCAUUUCCGGUACUGGAGGUGCUGGAUUUAUCGUACAACAAUUUAAGCGAGAAAGUGUUGCCUGGUAACUUCUUUAUGAUGGAUUCACUACGUGCUUUGUAUCUGGGCGACAAUGAUUUUGAGUUUCUACCACCUGAGAUAAGGAAUUUAAAAAAUCUUCAAAUUCUUGGUCUCCGUGACAACGAUCUUCUGGAGCUACCACGAGAGAUCGGCGAACUUACGCGUAUCCGUGAGCUUCACAUUCAGAACAAUCGUCUCACCGUGCUGCCACCGGAGAUAUCCAACCUGGAUCUGCAGUCGCAAAAGUCGGUUGUUAAGAUGGAGGAAAACCCAUGGGUUACUGCGAUUGCCGAGCAGUACCUGGUCGGCAUCAGUCACGUGCUUGAAUACAUUAAAACUGAGGCGUACAGGAUUUUAUACAAUCGUUACGUUUCGGCAGGAAAGUCCGGCAACGUGCCACCGAAAGUGGACAAGAGCAAGAAAGCAUCUAGAGCUCGUUCGUAAGAGCACCGGCUUCGAAAAAAUGUGUCUUAAUAGCAGAAAAUGUUAACGUAGUCUUCCCUCGUAUUUAUUUUUUUUGCAAUCCUUUAUUACUUGACUAAAAUAUUCAACGCGCACAAUAACAAAGCCAAAAUCAAAAGUGACUUACGAAAGAAAUUUUAAUGUAUUUUUUAACUUUUAUACUAAUGAAACAAUAAAAUAAUUAUG
Molecule: messenger RNA, 1233 nt
Organism: Topomyia yanbarensis
Lineage: Eukaryota; Metazoa; Arthropoda; Insecta; Diptera; Culicidae
Product: ras suppressor protein 1-like
Exons: 6
Coding region: 169-1029 (286 amino acids)
Molecular function (GO): protein binding
Source: RefSeq, a predicted model, not a curated record